GCCCAGGCUCCUAUCUCAUCUCCCAGACGCCACGUCUCUUGGUUUCUUCUUAGAUCACUCCUCUGCCGAAGAUCCCAACAAGACAACAUGGCUCCCAAGAAGCCUGAGCCUAAGAAGGAGGUGGCCAAGCCAGCUCCAGCUCCAGCCCCUGCACCAGCCCCUGCCCCAGCUCCUGAGGCUCCCAGGGAACCUGCCUUUGACCCCAAGAGUGUAAAGAUAGACUUCACUGCUGACCAGAUUGAAGGUAAGUGUGGACAACCCCACCUCUCCGUCUCUAUUGCAUUUUCCUGGAGGACGAGGAGAAGAAGGAGGAGGAGGAAGAAGAGGAGGAGUAGUUGUUGUCCUCAUGAGUUCAAAGAGGCCUUUUCAUUGUUUGAUCGGACCCCAACUGGAGAGAUGAAGAUCACCUACGGCCAGUGUGGGGAUGUACUGCGGGCCCUGGGUCAGAACCCUACCAACGCCGAGGUGCUGCGCGUGCUGGGCAAGCCCAAGCCUGAAGAGAUGAAUGUCAAGAUGCUGGACUUUGAGACGUUCUUGCCCAUCCUGCAGCACAUCUCCCGCAACAAGGAGCAGGGCACCUAUGAGGACUUUGUGGAGGGCCUGCGUGUCUUUGACAAGGAGAGCAAUGGCACGGUCAUGGGUGCCGAGCUUCGGCACGUCCUUGCCACCCUGGGAGAGAAGAUGACUGAGGCUGAAGUGGAGCAGCUCUUAGCUGGGCAAGAGGAUGCCAAUGGCUGCAUCAAUUAUGAAGCCUUUGUCAAGCACAUCAUGUCGGGGUGAAGCAGAGUCUUCCAGGUGCCUGGCCCUUGGCCUUAGCCAUACCAGGGUGAGUUAGAGAGAGGCCCCGGAUGGUUGAGCUGAGAUGGAGUCCUCGACUUAUCACCACGCCGCUGCCCCAAGGACCUUACAGACCCUCCCUGUUAAUAAACUGCUCCAAUACGGUCAGGCUGGGCUCUGGGAUUAUGACCAGUCUCUGUUUUGUUUGUUUUUUAAAAAACUAAUUAACAGAUUGA
Molecule: messenger RNA, 1013 nt
Organism: Macaca mulatta (Rhesus monkey)
Lineage: Eukaryota; Metazoa; Chordata; Mammalia; Primates; Cercopithecidae
Source: RefSeq, a predicted model, not a curated record